GCGCGACUGCUGCAACGGUGGUCGAAGUUGCAGUUGCAGAACGACGCGGUUCAUCAUCGUCUUCCUCUCGACCGUGCAAGAACUACACGUUCGAUACCGGAGAGCAAUGGACGCGGCGAUGCAGAUAGCGAUUCCGGUGGCGGGGAUCCUCGCGGCCGCCGCCGUCACCUUCUACGCCGUCAGCUUCGCGGAGAUCAAGGAGAAAUCGUUCAGAGAGCUGGAUGAAUCCGAAGAUAGCGCGGGAGGGUUCGAAUCGUCUUUGAGCUCCAGGAAGCGGAGGGCCAGAAGGAAAGCCGAUAAGCCCGGCAAGUUUUGAGCCUUCUCCGGUUCCUCUUUGGUCUUUGAUUGGCGCAAGGCGAUGUUUGUCACGCGAAAGAGGUCGGAUUUCGAUCAGCGUUUGCGUUCUUCUAGUUCAUAGUCUGUAAUCUCAGCUGUUUUCUGUCGAAAGACGCGUUGAUUUCGUAAACAGAGCAAGAGUUCCUCGCGCUCUGUACUCCGAUGCAUCUCUCCGAAGCGUGAAAAAGAUCGGAUUUUGUAUGUUCUCAAGUCUCCACGUUAGCAAGAUUGAUUGUGGGUCACUCAUUUUCACUGCUUCUUUAUCCAUAACAAGACGCUCGCUGAUAGAGUAAAAAAGAGUGCAUUUGUUCCAAG
This is a messenger RNA of Eucalyptus grandis, 651 nucleotides long. RefSeq lists its product as uncharacterized. Bases 107 to 316 code for a protein of 69 amino acids. The record is from RefSeq and is a predicted model, not a curated record. NCBI's taxonomy places the organism in Eukaryota, Viridiplantae, Streptophyta, Magnoliopsida, Myrtales, Myrtaceae. The transcript is spliced from 2 exons.